GGAACAAGUCAAUGUGUUUAUUGGUCGUCUCUCUUAGGCUUUGAGCGAGGCGAUAUCGAAUAGUAUCACAACGCCUUUUUGAGGGAAUCAUUGAUCAUCAUUCAACGACUUCCUCCUUCGAAAUACUCCGAACCCGCAUGUUUCUGCCCGUUCGGCAUCCGGGACCCGCUGACAGUGCGUGAGCUUCGGCGAGAUGUGGGGGCCGCUACCUUCAGAAUAUGGCUUGGCCUCAGGGUUCAAUAUCAUCCAUACCUUAGUUAUCUAGGUACCUAGCACCUUGUUUAUUGCGAGCGCCGCUUUUUUUCUUUCUUCCUCAGAGGCUAUUUUUUUACUCUUCCUUUUCAUCUUGACCUGCACGCGACAAACUUCAUUUCAAUCGACAACAAUCGCAUACAAUCACACAAUCGUAUUGUCUCGGUAUUUCACUGUUCCAGUAUCUACCAAUUCAUACUGUCUGUCUUGUCUGUCCGUGACUGUUUCGAGACACUCUUGAGUAACCAACAUCCAAGCUCAACUCCCCCACUUACCUUUUUCUCUGCCUGUCUGUCUCUGUCUCACCCUUCUCUCUCUUCUACUCCAUCAUGUCUUCGCCCGAGCGUCGAACUGCUGGAGUCAAGCGACCUCGUAAGAGCCAACCAAGAACUCGACCUGCACUUCCUACAGGGUCGUCAUUGACAUGUCGGAAAAUAUAGGCACACAAUCCCUCCCUCCCCCCUCGCUUCCUCAGUUGGUUGCCGAGCAGAGCACUCCCAUCCCUCCCACAGACAAGGACUCUCAGCGUCUGAUCGUCGUCCUAUCCAAUGCCAGUCUUGAGACGUACAAGGCUUCUCACGGAGGCACCAGCCGCAACCGUGAGGACAAGUACUCCCUGCUCAACAGCGAUGAGCACAUCGGUGUCAUGCGCAAGAUGAAUCGGGACAUUAGUGAUGCUCGUCCCGACAUCACCCAUCAGUGUUUACUGACCCUUCUGGAUUCGCCCAUCAACAAGGCCGGCAAGCUCCAGAUCUACAUCCAUACUGCCAAGGGUGUCUUGAUCGAGGUCUCGCCCUCAGUCCGUAUUCCACGAACAUUCAAGCGAUUUGCCGGUCUGAUGGUGCAACUCUUGCACCGUCUGUCCAUCCGCUCCACCAACUCUAACGAGAAGCUGCUCCGGGUGAUCCAGAACCCCAUCACUGACCACUUGCCUCCCAACUGCCGCAAGGUUACUCUGAGUUUCGAUGCGCCACUUGUCAAGGUUCGUGAGUAUGUUGAAACCGUGGAUUCCAAGGACAGCAUCUGUGUCUUCGUUGGCGCUAUGGCCAAGGGUGAGGAUAACUUCGCCGAUGCGCUUGUUGACGAGAAGAUCUCCAUCAGCAACUACUCUCUAUCUGCUAGUGUUGCUUGCAGCAAGUUCUGCCACGCGGCUGAAGAUGUCUGGGACAUUAUGUAAGACCCGUCGUCGAUCAAGUCGGCAAGGGGCCGAAGCUGCGAUAGAGACCAAGUGCCGGCUCGCCCUACGACGAUACAACAUCGUCGUUGGGGUUGAGACGGUUCGGUUGUAACUUGGAAUGCCUGGGGUGUUCGCUGUCGCUUGUUUUUGCAACCAAAACAUGGGGCGUUCAACAUCGGGUCCGAGACGUGAAUAUCGUCUUGAUGGGUCAUUUCAACCUGGCCCAUACUUUCCUAUUUGUUCUUUUCUACUGUCACUCAGCGGGUCCGUUCUAUUUUACCCCCAGUUCUUGAUGGCUGUUUGGCCAAGGUUAAGUUUGGAUGGAAUCUACUUAUAGAUUUGUUUGGGCUUGUUGGUCUAAUCGAUCGACGCUUCUUGGUGGGAAAGCCACGAGAGGGCAUUUUGAGAAAGAUUCGGGGAGCUCUUGCGAUGGAAUCUGCAUUUCUCAGCAGUUCCGGGUUCUUUGAGGAUAAUGGGGCUACCACAACGGGCCAAUCCCGCUAUGGUUCUUCGGCGCUCCUCAAUACGUUAUCCGCCAUGGAUGGACAGACAAGACGCCAGACAGUCAAAGAAAAGACAAUAUUUAUAUCAUAAGGAAGGAUGCGGAUAUGUAAACUAUUGUGCAGGUAGCCAACAGCUUUGCGUGUGUAUCUCAAAACACCAGGAAUCAAUAUCUGAACCAAAGGCACGACUAAUGUUAGGGCUGAGGCCACCAAGUGAAGCUAAUCCGCCGCAACCGCGAAUGUGCAA
Fusarium verticillioides 7600 is the source of this 2179-nucleotide messenger RNA. RefSeq names its product ribosomal RNA small subunit methyltransferase NEP1. NCBI's taxonomy places the organism in Eukaryota, Fungi, Ascomycota, Sordariomycetes, Hypocreales, Nectriaceae. The transcript is spliced from 2 exons. Bases 677 to 1429 code for a protein of 250 amino acids. The record is from RefSeq and is a predicted model, not a curated record. Gene Ontology annotation, biological process: rRNA base methylation. Gene Ontology annotation, cellular component: nucleolus; small-subunit processome. Gene Ontology annotation, molecular function: rRNA (pseudouridine) methyltransferase activity; rRNA binding.